Acanthocheilonema viteae is the source of this 328-nucleotide messenger RNA. The record is from the annotation of a GenBank genome assembly. NCBI's taxonomy places the organism in Eukaryota, Metazoa, Nematoda, Chromadorea, Rhabditida, Onchocercidae.
AUGGAUAGUUCAAGUAUUGUUGAUCACAUUGAUGCAUAUUUCCUUACUAUGAGUGCUUGCUCUGAUGAUCAAUCUGAAAUUGAUAACAAUAGUAAGACGGGAAUGGAUAUCCCAAGAACUGCAAUUGAUCAUAAUGAAGGUCAAACUCAACGACAGAAUACUAAAUAUAAAUUAGGUUUCUGGAUUUAUUAUCUUCGAUGUAUGUGUUGCUAUAAAACUCGACGACACGGUAAACAUUUUGUUCACCGCGAAGAUCCAUCAUUAGGUGCUCUACCUCUUGAAUGGCUAAAUCCUGAUAGAACAAAUUUUCGUACGCGGAAAUUAGGAG